CCUCGUAGCGUAAGGCUCCGGUGUAUCGGUGUUUCGAAAUUCCAACGGCAAAGCAACCGCAACGACCACCCGUCCCGUCGUCCGCAAAAGGUCGUUGGAUUGGAAAACGGAUUUUAGCCGAGCUUUGCGCUUAACGAGCAUCAUCAUCAGCACUGCGCCGCGCUGCGGCAAUUGGGUGGAGCUGUGGAUGUGCUGGUAGAUUAUCGUGGGGUUUGCUGCUAGACGGUUAGAACCAGUUUGCUUAGGAACGGAUGAAUUGCGUUUUAAUGUGAAAUACGCGCCAACGGAAUGUAAUUUGCAGCACAGUAAUCAAGCGCUAUGAGAACAAUGAUGUCACAUGCAGUGAUUAUCAAUGGUAAAACAGUGCAAACAUUAAAUUGGAGAGUGGUGUAAGGAUUUCAAUCACAAGUGAUGAAGUUGUUCAUAGUCUUCCUCCUCGUCCAUUCGUGCAUUCGUUUCACUGGCAGUGACGAUUCGAAAUGCAGCACAGAAUAUCGUGACGCUUGCACACUCAACACCUUCACCAUCGGUAAUGAUAGCUGGAUCGACCAGCUACCAACGAUCACAUCAGUCGGUAAGCCGAAAACAACGAUCAUUAAGCAAUGCCUUCUAACGGAUCGCGUUACCGUACAAAACGUCAUGGAAUUGGCCAGCCAGCUAUUCACCGAACUCACCAUCCAAAGCUACCACGAACAGGCGCUCUCCCUAACGCCUCGUUUGGCCAUUGAGACACUGGAGCUGCAAUCGGCACCGACAUUAAAGCACCUUACCAUUCUGCCCAACCCUCACCUUCGAUCGCUGUACAUCGUUAACAGCGCUGUGCGUCGCAUCCCCGACACGAUCGUCAAUCUGCGUAAUCUACAGUUUCUCGGCAUUGAAAAAUCCUUCCUACGUCUGCUAGACCUCAGCGUGAUGUGCUAUCUUCCCAGGCUGGCCACACUGCAGGUGUUGCGGAAUCACAUCAGCUUACUACUGCCCGUGCAUGAGUCUUCCUGUGUUAACUCGCUGCGCGAUCUGCACCUGGAUUACAAUCAGCUUACCACGCUGGACAUUGCCGUGCUUGCCCCAUUUACUGUACUGCAGCGAUUGCUUCUACAGCACAAUCGUAUGCAUUCGCUCUUUGCCUCGCAGCCCACUUCUUUCCCACUGCUCCAAGAGCUACAGCUAGGACCGGGUAACAACUUUACGUGGAUUGAGUUUGAGCAGCUAGAUCUUCCGGAGACACUGACCGCCAAUCUACCAGGCAAUCAGUUUCAGCAGCUCCCAACAAUUAGGAACGCAAACCUGCCCAAUCUGCAGCGUAUUUACCUCGAUGGCAAUCAGCUCAGCACGAUCGAUUUGGCACAGUUGCAGGAGCACCAGCAGCUAAAUGGGAUUGAUUUCUCCCGCAACCGAUUGCGCACGGUUACAGCUAGCGAGCUGAUACAUCUGCCCAAUCUAACAUCGAUUGAGCUGGUGGAUAAUAUGCUCGAGUUGUUUUCGCUAGUCAACUGUAGCUUUCCUCAGCUGAACUACCUUUACCUGAAGGGCAAUCGGUUGCAGUUUGUACCAGCAGAGGUGUACAUGAGCGAGCUGUCACCGACGUUCAUGCUGAACUUGGAAAAGAACCCAUUACGUUGUGCGUCGGUGCAGAGCUACUUAAAUCUAAUAAGCAUUACCACUAUCAAUCCACCACUGAUAGUCACAAUUGCGCGAAAGUGUGCAACAAUGAACUACAACGGCUCGAUAUCGUUGGAUAAAUGGAAUUCCGCCUGCUGUAUGAACGCACCUUGAGGUGAGGCGAUCUUUAAAAAGGAAGGGCAGCAAGACGGCGAUGUUAUUGUCCUAAGUGUGAGCUGUAAUAAAUCAUUUAA
This is a messenger RNA of Anopheles arabiensis, 1853 nucleotides long. Its product is annotated as insulin-like growth factor-binding protein complex acid labile subunit. NCBI's taxonomy places the organism in Eukaryota, Metazoa, Arthropoda, Insecta, Diptera, Culicidae. Gene Ontology annotation, molecular function: protein binding. The coding region runs from base 412 to 1773 and encodes 453 amino acids. The record is from RefSeq and is a predicted model, not a curated record. The transcript is spliced from 2 exons.